Molecule: messenger RNA, 887 nt
Organism: Melanaphis sacchari
Lineage: Eukaryota; Metazoa; Arthropoda; Insecta; Hemiptera; Aphididae
Exons: 2
Source: RefSeq, a predicted model, not a curated record
UCGUUAGCGGAGGCACCGACAAUUCUUCCAUAGCCGAACUCAAUAGAUUCUUAACCGCGAAUCACCAAGUCCCGAUGAAAUUUUAUCAACAAUUCUUGGACAUAUGUAAGGCCAAAGUUGUUAUAAAAUCAAAUUCUUCGUUUAACAUCAACAACGAUACGGUAAUAGUCGUCGACGUGAGCCCAACAAAACGGCUCUCGUCAACUAUGUAACCACCAGAUCGGCAGCGGCCAUGACCAGACAGUUGGUCAACGACGCAGAAGAGAAUCAGUCGUCUUUUGUCGUCUCGGUUUCAUCGAAAAAUCUCGACUACGGGCUGGUGCGCUUCAACAUCACCGAAGAUCUUAUGGACAGUAUACCUAGAUGCAUGAGUGAAUAUUACACGAUUCUCAAAGAGGGAGCUAGACGUUAAAGAAGUUUUCAAUUUGGAGGCGAUCAUCAUCAUGCCGAAUUGCGAUUGGGGUCGUGCUUGUUGUUGUAGCGCCUGUAGGUCGGUGCACCGUGAAGGCAAUAAAUGUUCGCGAUGUGCCGUCGAGUGUGUAGAUUUGAUCGAAAUUGUCGAUUUACAAGUUGAUCGCAAAAGCGCUUCCAGUUACGAGAUGAGAUUUCUAUGUCCCGUUUGCAACGAUAAUCACAAGUUGGAGGAAGAAGUAAUGAAAUCAAAUCGCAAACAGCGUAGAGACGACAUCAAACAAUUGUACCGACUGUUGUACGAUCACUUGAAGCAACUCCAAGAAAAUAGACCCGUAAACGAUCGGGUGGUGCGCGUUUGUGAGUUGUACAAAAAGAUGAAUAUUUCAGCGCCUGCGAAUUUCCAAAAGAGCUUCGUCAGACGACUACCUAUUAAAUAUGAAAAAAUUAAUAAUCGCUAUUACUGCAGCGAAUCG